AAUUCAGCCUCUCAAAGAGGACAGGUAAAAGUGGCUACCAGAAUGACAACUACCUUGUUUUGUAACGUGAUAUUUCUGCUGGCAUUUGGAUUGGCUUCAGCUUUUAGCCACAGCCCUAGGACCCCUGACAGGGUUUCUGAAGCAGAUAUUCAGAGGCUCCUCCAUGGUGUUAUGGAGCAACUGGGCAUUGCCAGACCCCGGGUAGAAUAUCCAGCGCACCAGGCUAUGAACCUAGUUGGUCCACAGAGCAUUGAAGGUGGUGCACAUGAGGGUCUCCAGCACUUGGGUCCUUAUGGCAAUAUCCCAAACAUCGUGGCUGAGCUGACAGGAGAUAACGUACCAAAGGAUUUCAGUGAAGAUCAAGGAUAUCCUGACCCUCCAAAUCCCUGCCCUAUUGGAAAAACAGUUGAUGAUGGGUGUCUAGAAAACACCCCAGACACAGCAGAGUUCAGCAGGGAAUACCAGCUGCACCAACACCUUUUUGAUCCAGAGCAUGACUAUCCCAACAUGGGCAAGUGGAGUGUGAACCCAUAUCUGCAAGGACAGCGACUGGAUAAUGUUGUAGCAAAGAAGUCCGUUCCACGUUUUUCAGAUGAAGACAACGGUCCUGAAUAAGUACAAUAAAAAUGAAUGAUCAAAACUCAUGCCAUCCUCUGCUAGAUCUUAAUAUUGCUUAUAUGUAAUCAUCUAUUAAAAUCCUUGUGAAUGGCAGCAUGUUUAUUAUUUAUAUAAUUGUAGAUGAAAAACAGCUGUAUUUAUAACAGUAUGUUCUCCUAGAUAACAAAAAUAUGUUUCUGCUUUUUGUUAAGUUAUGGUAAAAGGACAUUUCUGUUAUUUUUAUUUUAGUCAUGGAGCAAACUUUAAAAAUGUUAGUCAUUUUAAUAGCUAACGUGAGGUAAAUGGUCUUAAUGAGCAGCUUGUAAAUAGGAAGAUGUAAAAAAAUGCCCGGUCUGACUCCAACAUUUAAUCUUAAAUGUUACUAUGUUUGACACAUGAAAAUUAUAGUUUUAUGUUUUGUUCACAAAUAUUGUUACUUAGCAAAGACAAAGUAUUUAUUUUACCCAGAGAAUUUUGGCUUUUGGUCCAUUUUAAUAAACAUUUAAGCAAUCUACAAAGUUUGCAAAGUGACAUUUUCCAAAAUAUUUCAGAGGCUCAUUUGUCUCGGUUAUUGCUGUGCAAAUUUAAAAAUUAAAGAACUGCUUUUUGACUCUA
Gymnogyps californianus (California condor) is the source of this 1212-nucleotide messenger RNA. RefSeq names its product secretogranin V (gene SCG5). Bases 43 to 615 code for a protein of 190 amino acids. The record is from RefSeq and is a predicted model, not a curated record. The transcript has 5 exons. Gene Ontology annotation, molecular function: enzyme regulator activity. NCBI's taxonomy places the organism in Eukaryota, Metazoa, Chordata, Aves, Accipitriformes, Cathartidae. Gene Ontology annotation, biological process: regulation of hormone secretion; neuropeptide signaling pathway. Gene Ontology annotation, cellular component: secretory granule.